AUGAAGUUACGGAAAUAUGUACGAUUGUCCUUAUUUUCAAUUACAUUUGCGCUUAUAAUCUUUUUUAUUUCCGAAAAGUUUACAGGUUUAAGUAAAUGGUAUGAAGUAUUUUCAUUGAAUAUUGUAUUGGAUAAAGAUGAAACUUUCCAAAAUAAACUCAAAUUUUUGGUGGAGGGAAAGUUGAAAAAUGAUGAUAAGAAUUCAUUAUGGGAAAUUAAUCCAAAACUUAAGGGAAGGGUUCCUACCUCGGUUAAAAUACCGUAUUAUUAUGCCUUUGAAGAACAAAAUUCGAUGACCAAACCAAUGCCACCAGUGCAACCAUUUGACCCAAGAUUCACCUUGGGGAUCUAUUUAACCCACUAUUUAAAGAAUUUAUUCACCGAUAAGAAGAAAAAAUAUCCAUUCCAUUGGUCAGAUUGGGUUGAUUUAGAUGUAAUUAAUAAGGAUUUCUUAAUUCCGAAACAGGGUAAAACUUGUGAACAACUAUUCAAAAUCCAUGAUGAAAAGGCAACCAGUGGUUCUAGUAUUCAAGAUAUUUCCUCAUAUUGUAGAGAAGAUUCAGAUUCUCAAUUUGGAUUCCAUAUCGAAUCCCCAAUUGGUCAACAUUUCCCAGAAUUACAUAUCUUGGCGGGCCAAGAGUAUUUAUAUUCCAAGGCUGAUGUUCCAUAUAAUUUAGUGUUUUUAACGGAAAAGGGCAGUGAGAUAAUUCCUGUGACUAAAUCUGAAAAGACUUUUUUAAAUAAUGGGUUAAUUAAAGAUGUUGUAGAUUUGGGAUAUAAACAAGUUGAUAUCCUUGAUUUAUAUAAGGGGCUCACCAGGAGAAGUAGAGAGAAAACCUACAGAAAAGAUAAGAGAGAGGAUGAACAGAAGGAGGAGGUGGAAGAAGAAGAUAAGACAGAUGAAGUUAAAGAUGAUCAAACUUCAUCUAAAGAUUCUAAUUAUUCAUUCCCUUAUAAGAAAAAUCUUACAAAAUCAUCAUUUAUUAGUAAUCCAAAUGAUAUUAUUAAAAGAUUAGAAUCUGAAAAAUCGUUAUCUGGUCAACAAGAAGGUUUUUUAAACUCUUUAAAACAUUCAAUUAACAAUAAUGAACCAACUAAAUAUUUUUCUGAAGUACGUUUAUUAAAUUCGCAUCCAAAUUCAUUGAAAGGAUUCCAUUAUGAUUGGAGAUUUUUCAAAGGAAUUGAACCAGAUGAAAAUAAACUUCUGUUACAAUUACAUGAACUUGCCAGAACUUGGCAUAAGUUUACUCAAGUACAUGGGUUUUCCUCAUGGUUGGCCCAUGGCUCGUUGUUAGCAUGGUAUUGGAAUGGUGCCUCAUUCCCAUGGGAUAAUGAUUUAGACGUACAAAUGCCAAUUGCAGACUUGUAUGACUUGUCUGAACGAUUCAAUCAAAGUUUAAUUGUUGAAAAUAUUGCAGAUACAAACGGUCAAUUUAGAGGGGUUGGAAGAUACCUUAUAGAUGUUGGAACAAGUAUUACGUUUCGAGAAAAGGGGAAUGGUUUAAACAAUAUCGAUGCAAGAUUUAUUGAUAUUGAUACUGGAGUAUUCCUUGAUAUAACUGGACUUGCUCAUACCAAUACUGAAAAACCAGCAAGAUAUAAACAACAAAUUGAUUUUAAAGAUGAAGAAAUUUAUAAUUGUCGUAAUAAUCAUUUUGUUUCAUUCAAUGAAAUUAAUCCAUUGAUCAAGACAUUACAUGAAAAUAUCCCAACAUAUAUUCCAAAUCGAUUUGAAAUGAUUUUAAAUACUGAAUAUGGAUUAAAAUCCAUAUCUGAGAUCAAUUUUAGUAAUUAUUACUAUUUGAAAAGUUUAAGAAUAUGGGUGGAAACUCAAGUAAUUUUAGAUUAUCUUAGUUCAAGAAUGACAUAUCUUGGGAAUCAUGGAGUUCAUUUUGAUGAGGAAGACAGUUCAAUUAAAAGAAAGAGAUUAAUUGGAGUGUUUGAAAAAAUUGAAGUUAAUAGAUUGACAGUGGAUCAAUAUCUAGAUCUUCUUGUUAACGAUAGGUUUCUAGUACAAUAUUUGAGUGGUCAUAAAAUUGCACAAUUACAUGACAUAGAGCUUGAUUAUUUACUAUCUGGAGAGUAUGAAUUGGCUGAGAAAUUGAUUUCUCAAGGUGGUGAAAAGCACCCACUUAGAAAGGAUACAUUUCUGUAUAAAUACUUUGUAGAGAAUUGGAGAUGGGAUAGAACCAUAAGAGCUGGUGCAGAAAUCAUUGGUACAUUCAAAGAUGGGAAAUCUGAGAUUCCAAAAAAAUCAUAUCCAAAGGUAGAUAAAUAG
Molecule: messenger RNA, 2277 nt
Organism: [Candida] anglica
Lineage: Eukaryota; Fungi; Ascomycota; Pichiomycetes; Serinales; Debaryomycetaceae
Source: the annotation of a GenBank genome assembly